AUGGCCAACACCAAGAAUGACGCUGACACUCCUAAGACCAGUGCUGUCAAGAAGUGGAGUCCCGAUGCUGAACGAGAUCUUUGUCUUGCCAUGCUCAUGAGCAACAACGGCGAGAUCGGCAAAGUCUCUCCCGACUGGAACACGACCCACAGCUUCAUGAUUGCCAUGGGGUAUGAGUUUACCAAGGACGCAAUGAACCAGCGAUGGAGCAAGACCCUCCUGAAGGACUUCAGAGCUCGCCACAAAGACUCCGAGUUUGCUGCCUCCCCCUCCACCAAGAAGACUCCCACCAAGCGCAAGAAGGCUGCCGACGCCGCCGCCGCCGCCGAGGCUGAGGCCGCCACUGACGAGGCGCUCACCGAAGAGGUCGCGGCAGUCGCCGCCGCUACACCUCCCGCAACACCUACCAAGGGCCGCAAGCGCGCUCCCGCCAAGCCCAAGGCUGCUGCUGGCCCUGCCAAGCCCCGUGGACGCAAGCCCAAGUCUGCCGAGACUGUCAAGGCCGAGGAGGAGGAGGAAGAGGAGCCCGCUCCAGCCAAGGCCGCGGCCGUGAAGAAGGAGCCCAAGGCAGACGUCAAGGACGAGGACACCGAAGAGGCUGCGCAGGACCAGCCCAGCCCUGCCAAGAAGGCCAAGGCCGAGCCCAAGGAGGAGGACACUGAGAUGGCUGAUGAGGCCUAA
Akanthomyces muscarius is the source of this 681-nucleotide messenger RNA. RefSeq lists its product as uncharacterized. The coding region runs from base 1 to 681 and encodes 226 amino acids. The record is from RefSeq and is a predicted model, not a curated record. Lineage: Eukaryota; Fungi; Ascomycota; Sordariomycetes; Hypocreales; Cordycipitaceae. The transcript is spliced from 3 exons.